ACAGGCCUACCACCCCAACUGCCGAGUAUACCCAAUCUUCGUCCUCCCCAAAUCCAGAACAAAGUGUAAAAACCCUAAUUACAAAUUUCCCUCAAUUUGGCAGGAAUGGAUCAAUACGAAGAUCAAGAGCACGAGGUGUACGGAGGGGAGAUUCCUGAGGAGGAAGGAGAUAUGGAUGCGGAUGUGGAAAUGUCUGGUGAAGCUGAGGAUUACGAAGCCAACGACCAAGGCCUUGAACAAGAUCCUAAUUCCAACUCCAAAGACUUGGAAGACAUGAAAAGAAGACUUAGGGAGAUCGAGGAAGAGGCAGGGGCUUUACGUGAAAUGCAGGCUAAAGUUGAGAAGGAGAUGGGCUCUGUCCAAGAUUCGUCAAGUGCUUCUGCAAGUCAAGCUGAAAAGGAGGAAGUGGAUUCCCGCUCGAUUUAUGUUGGUAAUGUAGACUAUGCAUGUACACCAGAAGAAGUUCAACAACAUUUUCAAUCCUGUGGAACGGUGAACAGAGCUACAAUCUUGACCGAUAAGUUUGGUCAACCUAAAGGAUUUGCUUAUGUUGAAUUUGUUGAAAUUGAUGCUGUUCAGAAUGCUCUACUGUUAAAUGAAACAGAAUUGCACGGUCGUCUGUUGAAGGUCUCUGCAAAGCGAACAAAUAUUCCUGGAAUGAAACAGUAUCGAGGAAGGCUCAACCCUUAUUUCCGUUCCCGAAGGCCUUUCAUGACUGGUCCCGUUUUCUAUCCUCCAUAUGGCUAUGGGAGGGUUCCGGGGUUCAGGAGGCCGAUGAGAUACAGGCCGUAUUAAGAUGGAUCCCGUGUUAUUAGACUCAGAAGCAGCAAAUUUGAGAAGACCAUAAUGGCCAUGUUGUAUAAUAUUGAAGGAGAAAGAUGAAGGGAGGGGCCGAUUUGUUCUCAAAUUGUGAUGGAUCCAUUAAUUCGUGAUUUGCCUAUGCUUAGCUUCAACAGUGAUAAAUGAGUGAAGUAUAAUUAAGAACCCCUUGUUGUAGAAGCUACGAUUUAAUCUUCUCAGUUGUUUCCUGUUGCUUUAGCUUUCGAAAGAGAUUUACUGUAAUAUGAGGAUUUGUAUGGGAUUAGCUUUUGUUUUGAGGUUUC
Molecule: messenger RNA, 1103 nt
Organism: Hibiscus syriacus
Lineage: Eukaryota; Viridiplantae; Streptophyta; Magnoliopsida; Malvales; Malvaceae
Product: polyadenylate-binding protein 1-like
Exons: 6
Coding region: 106-795 (229 amino acids)
Molecular function (GO): RNA binding
Source: RefSeq, a predicted model, not a curated record